ACUCAUCCAACAAAUAACUAAUAGCUAUUUGAAUCUUAAGAACAACUAGAAAAUAUCUUCAAUGGCUAAAAUAAUGGUUCAAAUUUUGGUGUCAAUGCUGCUUGUGCUAGUGCUAGUGGCAGAGGUAGGGGCUAAUACUCCAAGCUAUGCAAGCUGCCAAAUAAAGAAGUACAAACAUUGCUAUAAUUUGGUUCAAGAAUGUCCUAAGUCUUGUCCUUAUGAUUGUACUGUGGAGUGUGCCUCUUGCAAACCUAUUUGUGUUGGAGGCACAAAUCCUUCACAUGAUUAUCCUACUCCUACAUCCUCAACACCGUCUUCGUCUUCGUCUUCAUCCUCCUCUUCUUCAUCGGCGUCUUCUUCUGCUGCUUCUUCGUCAUCGCCUAAUAGCUCAUCUAAAUCACAAAACUCAUCACAUUCAUCCUCUACACCAUCUUCUUCUUCUUCUAGCUCUUCCUCUUCAUCUUCAUCUUCCUCUUCUUCGUCUUCUGCUGCUUCUUCUUCAUCUUCAUCACCACAAAAAACACCGCCUUCAUCCUCUACACCGUCUUCUUCGUCCUCCUCUAGUUCCUCUGCAUCUUCUUCCUCUUCGUCUUCCUCUUCCGCUGCAUCGUCUUCUUCAUCACCUAAUAGCCCUUCUACACCAAAUAAUCCACCAUCUUCAUCCUCUACACCUUCCUCUUCGUCUUCCUCUUCAUCCGGUUCUUCAUCAUCAUCAUCAUCACACAAAACAGCUAGAUGUUGGGACAAGAAGUAUCCAAAAUGUUACAAUAUGGAACAUGUUUGCCCAAAUGCCUGCUCUAGUGGAUGUGAAGUUGAUUGCAACACUUGCAAACCAGUUUGUAAGUGUGACAAACCAGGAGCUAUUUGCCAAGACCCUCGAUUCAUUGGUGGUGAUGGAAUCACUUUUUACUUCCAUGGAAAGAAAGACAACAACUUCUGCCUUGUUUCUGAUACCAACCUCCACAUAAACGGUCACUUCAUAGGUAGAAGGAACCAUAACAUGAAGAGAGACUUCACAUGGGUCCAAUCCAUUGCUAUUCUCUUUGACAAACACCAAAUUUACCUUGGAGCCCAGAAAACAUCCACAUGGGAUGACUCUGUAGACCGCCUUGCCCUCUCCUAUAAUGGCGAACCCAUCACCCUCUAUAAAUCAGAAGGUGCGACAUGGGAAUCAUCCGGUGUGUCAAUUGUUAGGGAAGCCUCCACAAACAACAUCGUUGUCGAAGUUGAAGGAAAAUUUAGAAUUACAGCUAAGGUUGUUCCUAUAACCGAAGAAGACUCGAGGAUUCACAACUACGGCAUCACCAAAGAUGAUUGUUUCGCUCACCUUGAUUUAGGCUUCAAAUUCUUUUCUCUAAGCAACGAAGUCAGUGGCGUGUUGGGCCAAACAUAUAAACCCGACUAUGUGAGCCGUGUGAACAUUGGUGCAAAAAUGCCAAUAAUGGGAGGUGGAAAAGAGUAUAAAACAACAAGUUUGUUCUCUCCUGACUGUUCUGUAACUCGCUUUGUUGGUAACGAUGGAUCCAACGACGACAAUGUCAUGGUGAACAAUUUGAGGCUCCCUAGCAUGAGCUGCACAAGUGGUAUUGAUGGAGAAGGAGUUGUCUGCAAGAGAUAAUUUCAUUGUUCAACAAAUCAAGGAUGCAAAUGAGAAGUAAUAAUACAAUCAAAGAAUUUUUCUAUUUUUAUUUAUAGCAAUAAAGUAUAUCCAAUUAACAAAUAACUUGGAUGAUAUGAUAUGGUUGUUUAACAGCUAAAGUUAUUUACUUACAAGUGUAUACGUGAAAUCAAAUAUAUUAAAUAUAUUUUUCUUAUAA
This is a messenger RNA of Trifolium pratense (red clover), 1817 nucleotides long. RefSeq names its product TSET complex member tstA-like. The coding region runs from base 62 to 1618 and encodes 518 amino acids. The record is from RefSeq and is a predicted model, not a curated record. NCBI's taxonomy places the organism in Eukaryota, Viridiplantae, Streptophyta, Magnoliopsida, Fabales, Fabaceae. The transcript has 2 exons.